UAUAAAAGGGAGAGUGUUCUCCUGUAGAGAGAACACAACCAGAGGAUACUCUGAAAAAUUGCCAUCACCCUCCAAGAUCCUUUUCAGGAGCUUUACAGACAGGAUGCGGCAGCUGUGGGGGUGUGUGCUGGUCUCUGCCCUGGCUCUGGCCACCUUCUCUGAAGCUUCUCCAAAGCCAGCUCUGCUCCAGGACACUCCUCCAGGCCCAGAAGCCAGCAGGAGCCUGGGACUGGGCUGGCCAACGCCCCUGGGCUCUCCUUCCCACCACCGGAGACAACUCCGUCCUCAGGAGUUUCCUCACCUCAAGGCAGACCUAUCCAAGAAGCAAGGACCAUGGCUGGAAGAGGAGGAAGCUUAUGGCUGGAUGGACUUUGGACGCCGCAGUGCUGAGGAGAGGGACCAGCUCCCCUAGCUUGUAUCAUCCCUGUCCUGCCCCCACUCCUCCUCCAUCUCGCCCUCUGUUCGGUGCCAUCUCAAAAUAAACACUUUUUCACCCUAAA
This is a messenger RNA of Antechinus flavipes (yellow-footed antechinus), 500 nucleotides long. It is a transcript of the gene GAST, whose product is annotated as gastrin. Gene Ontology annotation, molecular function: hormone activity. Lineage: Eukaryota; Metazoa; Chordata; Mammalia; Dasyuromorphia; Dasyuridae. Gene Ontology annotation, cellular component: extracellular region. The record is from RefSeq and is a predicted model, not a curated record. The transcript has 3 exons. The coding region runs from base 104 to 412 and encodes 102 amino acids.